Molecule: messenger RNA, 1567 nt
Organism: Oreochromis niloticus (Nile tilapia)
Lineage: Eukaryota; Metazoa; Chordata; Actinopteri; Cichliformes; Cichlidae
Product: sushi, von Willebrand factor type A, EGF and pentraxin domain-containing protein 1
Exons: 10
Coding region: 279-1292 (337 amino acids)
Source: RefSeq, a predicted model, not a curated record
UUUUGUCAUAUGACACUGAUGAGUGGGCCGAUUCCCCUGACAGCGUACUCUAUGAAAACAAAGGAAACGCUGCCACAUUUCAGGGAUGAGAUGCUGUAGACAAACAUUGUUUGGUGGCUGCAGUCGGUAAUCUGGAGCAUGGACUGUCGGGGAGUUCUGGCUGCGAUCGCCGCCGCUUGUUUCAUAGAAGCACAUCUAUUUGGGAGAGAACUGCUGCCAACCCAGAGGAGACUGGAGCUGAGAAAUCAUAUGACCCCCUUUCUGAAUAAUUGCAUUUCAUGAGGAGGAUGGCUCCUAUUCAAGAAAGCAGCAUAGUGGUGAGCCAGACCACACUUACUCCUGCUGUGACAGAUACCACUCUCAUCGAAAAUGUGACCAGUCUGACUCCGACACCCGUGAUUUUCAGCAGCACCACCUCAGGCUGCUUCGCUUUUAACCUUUCUGCUUGUGAGCCAUGUGCACCGGGGUCACAGUACGACAACAACACACUUCUGUGCACGUGCUGUCCUGACUCAGGGCGGUGUGUAUUUCCUGGCGCGUGCCUGCCAUGCACCAGAGGAUUUUAUCAGCCACUAGCUGGACAGCAGCGGUGUCUACCUUGCAGCCGGGGCUUCUACACCAAUUUCACUGGAAGUCCAUUAUGUCGCCCCUGCCCUCCUGGGUCCUUCAACAAUAACACUGGUGAAGACUCUUGCACAAGUUGCUCACCAGGUUUCUUUUCAUCGCAGGGUAAUUCUACUUCAUGUAAACCAUGUGCACAAGGACGUUUUUGCAACUCAUCGGGUUGUACUCAGUGCCAGAUGUGUCCUGGAGGAACAGAAUCUCUGCAGGCUGCUGCUAAGGACUGCUCUCCAUGUCGGCCAGGUAUGUACAAGGCCGCCCAUCAGAAUAUGUGUCAAAUCUGCAGCAGUGGCUAUUUUCAGAUCCGCUGGGGCCAGGAAAGCUGUGAUAUCUGCCCAGAGAAUCACUACUGCCCUAGUCCCGACGUGAACCCCAUUCAGUGUCCGAGUGAUGCCUUUUGUCCAGAGGGCAGCUUGGCUCCGGGCUACUGCAUGGAGACUUUCUUCCGCAAAGCAGGGGACACUUGUGAACUGGCUCCUGUCACUAUUGCUUUGUUAGUUAUUGGAGGAGGGGUGGCCUUACUCUUUAUUAUUUUAAUGCUUUUACGUCGACGAAGAGAAACUGACGGAGAGCUGACAGUAGCCCGGGCUCCACUGUUACGAAAAGAGCGACCUCAAGGACGAUACUAUGGCCUGCCCUGUGACGCAGAACCUGUAUAUGCUGGCUGGUGAAGCACUAAGAUAUAAGAAGAGACACUGAAACACUGAUAAAACUCCCUCCCUCCCCUCUAGAGACUACACCUUGACAAAUCACCAUCCUGUCAAUUGCAAUGAAUUACUGGCAUGUGAAGGUUGAUUCUUUGGUGAAUUCUUCCUGUUGCAAUCGUUCCACUCAGAGAAAAACAUUCCUUGUGUAAGUGAGGUUAUUCGAUUAUGAGAGGUACGCUGGAACGAUGAAAACAACAUACAUGCCUCUGCAUGGUGACAGCCUUUUUCACUUAUGAAAA